Caenorhabditis sp. 36 PRJEB53466 is the source of this 363-nucleotide messenger RNA. NCBI's taxonomy places the organism in Eukaryota, Metazoa, Nematoda, Chromadorea, Rhabditida, Rhabditidae. The record is from the annotation of a GenBank genome assembly.
AUGUCGUUGGUGAAGCCGUGGAGGACACAGGAGUUGUCGAUGAGGCUGUGGACGAUCCCGAUGUCGUUGGUGAAGCCGUGGAGGACACAGGAGUUGUCGAUGAGGCUGUGGACGAUCCCUGAUGUCGUUGGUGAAGCCGUGGAGGACACAGGAGUUGUCGAUGAGGCUGUGGACGAUCCCGAUGUCGUUGGUGAAGCCGUGGAGGACACAGGAGUUGUCGAUGAGGCUGUGGACGAUCCCGAUGUCGUUGGUGAAGCCGUGGAGGACACAGGAGUUGUCGAUGAGGCUGUGGACGAUCCCGAUGUCGUUGGUGAAGCCGUGGAGGACACAGGAGUUGUCGAUGAGGCUGUGGACGAUCCCUGA